ACAUAAAUUGAAACUUACGCUUUUCGUUGUUUUCUCUUUUUUCUCUCUCUUUCUUUUUUCACAAAUCCACGAAACUCAUACAUAAUGUCUGCUCCUCACCUCUGGCUCCGCGCUGAAACCAAGCCGAUGGAACAUCGUGCUGCCUUGACUCCUUCGACUGCCAAGGAGUUGCUGGACGCUGGUUUCAAGAUCACUGUUGAGCGCUCCGACCAGCGCAUUUUCGAUGAUGAGGAAUACGUCAAGGUUGGCUGCCCUCUUGUCGAUACCUUGAGCUGGAAGACCGAUGCUCCUGCUGACGCAUACAUCGUCGGUUUGAAGGAGCUGCCCGAAAAUGACGACUCCCCUCUUCACCAUACCCACAUCUUCUUUGCUCACUGCUUCAAGAACCAAGGUGGCUGGAAGGAGAUUUUGCACCGAUUUGAUGCCGGCAAGGGUACCAUUUUGGACUUGGAAUUCUUGAACGACGCCAGCGGUCGUCGUGUUGCUGCCUUCGGUUACAUGGCUGGUUUCGCUGGCUCUGCCGUCGCCAUCGAUGUCUGGUGCCACCAAAAGACCAAGGGCUCGGAGAUCUAUGGUGCUUUGAAGCCUUAUCCUAACGAAGAAGCUCUUAUCAACUACACCAAGGGCCGUUUGGCUGAAGCUGCUGCUGCCAACGGCAACCAGUACCCCAAGGUCAUGGUCAUGGGCGCUUUGGGUCGCUGUGGUACCGGUGCCGUCGACUUUGUCCGCAAGGCCGGUAUUCCCGAGGAGAACAUCAUGAAGUGGGAUAUCAACGAGACCAAGGGCGGUGGUCCCUUCCCUCAAAUUUUGGAUGCUGACAUCUUUGUCAACUGCAUUUACUUGACUGCCAAGAUUCCUCCCUUCAUUACCCGUGAAAUGACCAACGGCAAGCGCAACCUGUCUGUUAUUUGCGACGUGUCCUGUGACACCACCAACCCUAACAACCCCAUUCCCGUUUACUCGAUCAACACUACUUUCGACAAGCCCACUGUCCCUGUCGAGAACACCAACCCAAAGCCUUUGGAUGUCAUUUCCAUCGACCACCUGCCCACCUUGCUUCCCCGUGAAAGCUCAGACAUGUUCUCUCAUGACUUGCUUCCCACCAUGCGUGAGUUGGCUACCCGCUCCAGCUCGCGUGUCUGGCAAGAUGCUGAGAAGCUUUUCCAAGAAAAGCUUGCUGCUUCGCGUCAGUAAGUUUCGAUCAAAUCUGUUGCUCUACUCAGUGGUAAUCAGUCGAAACAACACCCAUAUCCAACAUAUUCCGCAAACAAAAAGAAAGUAGCCCCUCUUCAAACUCUUACACAUACGACAUAUAUGUAAAACACAUAACUCUUUGUUCUUUGUACAUAAAAAUUAUCGAUUUUGUCUCUCUUGUAGUUGGUUUCUUCAAAGAAAAAGUAAUUGUAUG
This is a messenger RNA of Zychaea mexicana, 1408 nucleotides long. RefSeq lists its product as uncharacterized. The transcript has 5 exons. Gene Ontology annotation, molecular function: saccharopine dehydrogenase (NAD+, L-lysine-forming) activity. Bases 85 to 1194 code for a protein of 369 amino acids. NCBI's taxonomy places the organism in Eukaryota, Fungi, Mucoromycota, Mucoromycetes, Mucorales, Lichtheimiaceae. Gene Ontology annotation, cellular component: cytoplasm. The record is from RefSeq and is a predicted model, not a curated record.